UCUACAUAGAGUAGGGAACUACUUAGACUCGCUGGGCUUUUUACCAUCACCUGCGGUUUAUAGCGGUGCACACGCUGUAGCGGUCACUCCACACCUUUUCCUGUGCAGAGGAGCGGGAAUUCUGCAGACAGCUGACAUUUGUAACGCAGGGAAACAUCAGCACUUUUAUACGCUCCAUCAUACUUUUAAUCAGCAACUUUCUUAAGUGUAGAAAACAUUUUUUCCUCCUCUGGAUUUUUCUCUGUCCAGUCUGCUGGUUUAAGAUUUGCCUCCAUUACCCAUUUUUACUCAACCCAGAACAUUUGACGAGAAUGGAACAGCUCUAAUGAGGUUAUAAUGGCCUGUACCUCUGAACCGUGAGUUUGUUGUAACGUGUUUUUUUUUUUCUCUCCGCCCGCUUUUACGCACAAAGAUGAGUUCGGAGAGGCCAAACUUUCUCUCUCAACCCGUGGUGAAGAACGUUUUCAUGUUUCGAAACGGCGAUCCAUACUACGAUGCUCGGCGGAUGGUGAUAAACCAAAAGAGGGUGUGCAACUUUGAAACCUUGCUAAGAGAGGUGACGGGCGGCAUACAAGCCCCGUUUGGAGCCGUGAGAAACAUUUACACACCGAGAGGAGGUCAUAAAGUUGACUGCUUGGAGAGCCUGAGGAGCGGGGAGCAGUAUGUCGCUGCUGGGAGGGAAAAAUUCAAAAAGCUAGAUUAUCUACAGAUUGGCUCCAGGAAGAAGAAAAUGAUGCAGACCGUUCCAAUGCAGAUUAAACCAUUUCCACCAAAUAGAAUCAUUGUGUCAGCUCGAUUCCUGAAACCCAUCAAGGAGCCAUGCACCAUAUUUGUGGUGGCAAAUGGUGAUAUAUUGAACUCCGCAGUGAGGCUGUUGGUCCACCAGAGGAUACUGGGCGAGUUUGACAAGAUACUAGAAAUGAUUACAGAGAAGAUGGGUUUAAGAGUCCUCGGAGGAGUUAGAAGUCUCUUUACCUAUGAAGGCCAACAGGUGACUGAGGGGAAUCAGUUAGAGAGCGGUCAGCUUUAUGUGGCUGUGGGAAGAGAAAAGUUUAAGAAGCUUCCUUACAGUGAUCUGCUCUUCACCAAACCCAGAGGGACGAGGCGAGUCAGAGGAAUGAAAUCUUAUUCUUUGCCACCCAUCUACAGGUUCUCAAAACAGAGUGAAAAUGGUAAGUCCAUGGUCCAGAGCAGUGACAGUGGAGAUGGAGAGUCUCCUAAGGCCUCGCCUCCAAGCCACAACAAGGAACACCUGUCCUCCAUUGUAAGAGAGAUUUCUCAGGCCAGACUGCUCUCCUUAAAGAAGAUUAAGAGCAGACAGAGCUUGACUCCUGGUGCAUCUGACAAUGAUGAACUGGAACAGAAGUUUGAUGAAGGAAAUGCUGAUUGCCAAACACUACAAGACAAUGGAGCUGAAGCGAAACUUGAUGCUACUGAUACAAAUGAAACAGAGGAGAAUGUUGAAAAGCCAGAAGAAAAAGAGGAGGCAGAAAUGGCUGAAAAUGGCAGAGAAGAAGGUGAUUUACCUAGCAAUGAAAACAAGAUGAAUAGUCAGGAGACAAACAGUGAAAAAGAGGGGGGAGGUGGAGGAAAAACAGAAAUCGAUGGACAAAAAGAUGGAAAAGGAGAAGACAUAGCAGAAAAUGAGAAGAAAGUGGAGGAGGUAAAAGAAGAGGAAAAGAAGGAGGAUCCAGAAAAGAAUAAGGAGGUGUUUAAUGGUGAAGAGCAUGGAUCUAGCAGUGAUAAGGCUCUGGACAGUAAGGAGAUUGAGGAUGGAAACAAUAUGUCUUCUCAAGGUGAAAGGGGGAAAAUUGUGGAAGACGAGAAGGAAGAUAAAGACCACACUGAGGUGGAAAAAAGCACUACGGAUCACACUAAUGAUGUAGACACAGUGGAAGAACAGAAAAAGAUGGGAAACGGCAACGAUCCAGAGACGACUCAGUCAGAUAACGAGACUAAAGAGAACGAUAGCAGUAGAAGUAGCAGAGGCAACAGUAAUCAAGAAGAGAAUGAGAACGAAACAAAAGAGGGCGCUACCAAAGAGUCAGGUGAAGAAGAAGAGAGCAAGGUGAAUGCUUAGGUCAGUGGAGAAGAUAAUGAGGUAGAAGGUGAAGCAGAGCUCAACACAGAUGAGAAAAAAUGGACCAGUAAAGAUGCCGAGUGCACACACGGGGAAGAUGGUGAUCAAGAGAGGCAAGACGAAAGUGAAAAAUUUAAAGAAUAGGAAAAAAACACCAAGUUCUUUAUACUGAAAAUAUGAAGUUACAAAAUCUAUUUAUAUAAUGAAAGUGACAGAUGAAAUUUAUAGAAAACAAAGCAAGAUCAGAGCGCACUCUGAGAAUUUUUUUUCUUCCUAUAUAAAAGCAGUUUUGCAAUGCUGAGCAUGUAACCUAAAUAUUUAAAUGGUUGUCUGUUAAAUGGCACAAGUACAGAAACACCAUAUACAUCAAAACUUUAUAACUUUCAUGUUUGAAACAGAAUACACAUAUAAAAUCCAUAGUAAUAUAUUCUUAUUUUUGCAUUAAAAUGUUCUUAACUAAUAGGUUGCUUUAUUGUUUCUUUACACACUGUCUGUGAGCACUGUAGUGAGUGAUGCAGAGAAAUGAUAAUAUAUUUAUCCUUUGAAAUUUUUCGAAAGAAUGAUUAUGCCUCUCAUAGAAACUCAUACAAAUGUAUUUAACGAGACAUAUAUUAUUGUUUGUUUUUGAAUGGUAAGUUAAUUUAUAAAAAAUUCGGAUCUUCUUCCUAAAUGAGUGCUUCCAUCUGUAGGGCUAAAGUUGUCACUGAAUAAUUCGGUUAGCAUCAAAGUGAUGUGCAUCAUAUAAAUUUAACAUAACCAGAACACUCGUGCAAGAUUUUUGUCCAUUAUAUUUUUAGUCCCCUCUAACGCCAUGAUCAACACAUCACAUUAGUCAAUAUCUUUUAUAACAAUGAUGUUUCAUCCCUGUAAUGCAGUUCCAGAGACUUACAGAAUUAUUCCCAGUCUACAAGUGCAAGUGGAGGCCCAGAACCUUACUGUUACGCCUAAUGUUGAUUUCUGUCACUGAACCAUAUUUUCAAUGUCUAAUUUUUAAAGGCAGUUUCAUGUCAUAUUAUUUUGUAAUGUUGCUGCUAUGCCAAUGUCCAUCUGCUUCCACAAAAAUUAAACUGAGGGAAAAAAAGACAGUUUUUUUGUCUUCUGUAACUGAUACUUCAGUGAUGAAAUGUAUCAGUCAAUGGAAUAGUAAAAAUAAAAUCAUUUUAAAAAGUGAUGAUGAUGUAUGAUAUUGGAAAUUAAUUUUACAGCAGGCGUAAAGCUUUUUUAAAACGUUCACUGAGAUUGAACUACACUCUCCAUUCCACAAGAGUUGAGAUGUACGUGUAAAAUGUAAAUAAAAGAGAUUUAAAUGUUUUUAAUAUCCCAUAAGCCCAUUUUUCAUUCACUUUAGAACAUAGAAUGAUAUCAAAUAUUUAAAUUGAGAAAACUAUUUUGCAAAAGAAGAAGAAGAAAAAGGUCAGGAUUCUAACUGCUCAAUAGUUUUCAGUCCUACUUUUCUCACUUUUUCUUUUCAUGAUAGGCCAAAUGUUUAGCACCUGGACUUUUCUAUUAGAAGGCCUUGUUGUAGUAGAUGCAGUAUGCAGUUUAGUAUUGUCUUAUACAAUCUGAAAAAGAUUCCAUCUGCAUAGAAGCAUGGGCACUAAUGCACCUCCACACCAUCGGUGAUGCAGGCUUUGUAACUAAGUAUCGGUAACAACCUGGAUGGUCCCUCUCCUCUGUACUCUGGAGGAUGUGAUGUCCAUGUUUUUCAAAAAGAAUCUCAAAUUUCAAUUCGUUUCAUGGUGGAACAGCUUUCCACUUUGACUCAAUGUAUUUGGAUCAUGUUCACAGAUGUAGAUUUUUCUUUAACCUCCAUUUGUGGAUCAGCAACAUGUUCUGGAAGUUUUCCCGAGCCCAUGCAGUGAUUCCCAUGGCAGAAUCCAUCCUGUUUUUAAUGCAGUGCUGCCUGAGGUCUCGAAUAUCACAUUCCUGUCCCUUCCGCACAGAGAUUUCACCAGAUUCUGUGUAGUAGAUGUGAUAUUUAAAGUCUUUGCAAUUUUACAUUCAGGGACAUUAUUCUGAAUUUUCUUUUACAAAUUGGACAAUUUUUCACUGCCUCUGUAAAAUGCUCAGUCAUUUUACUGACCUGUUGCCAAUUAACCUACUUAGUUGCAAAAUGUUCGUCCUGCUGUUUCUUUUUCAGUAGCAUUUAUAUUUCCAGCCCCAUCACAACUUUUUGAGAUGUGUUGCUGCCAAAGUCAAAAUACAAUUUUUCCUGAAAUAGUAAAACAACUAUGUUUUCUUUUCUCUUUGGUGAAUAAAAUAUCGGUUUAUGAGAUUUUCAAAUCAUCGGAUUCUGUUUUUAUUUACAGCGUCCCAACUUUUUGUGGGACACUCUUGGUUGAAUUUUCCUAACAGAACAUUCUUAAAAUCCUUAAAACUCUAGGCAUGGGUCAUUAUGUUGUUGUUAUGAAGACUUAGAUAGACUAAUAUGGACUUAGAGACCUACUAUAACUAAUGUCUCAUUAUGCAUUAGAUCUAGAUCUUCAGUCUGUCUUAGUGAAACUGCACUUUGGUCUUUAGCUGCUUUCAUCCUGACAGGAAGAAAAGUGAUAUUUUUGGAGAGGCACUCUUCUCACUCUCAUUCAGUGAUUUUAAUUUGUCAUUUUUUUCCUGAAACAAAGUUCCAUAAAUCCACUAUAAACAACCAGCUGUGGGCAGGAAAUAUGAACUCUGAUCUAAUUCAGUAUGUAUGAUGGCCCCACUGCCCGCUCAUCCCUGCAGCUGUUCAAAUUGGGAUUCAUGCAGUCGAUGUGUUUGUGAGUUACCAUCCCAAGAGAGAUAAGGAACCUGGCUGAGAGGGAGGAGGAAGAACGAGAGAGCAAAGAGCAGGAGACUCAGAAAGCAAAGGAGGUGGGGGCAGGAGUGUGUGAGUCAUAAGGCCUGCCUGGUUGAGGUGAUGAUCCUCAAGAUGCUAUUUCUGGCAUCACCAUUAAUUCUGUGUUAUCUCCUCCACCAGCUACUCUGUGUUUUCUGAGUGUGUAUGCAUGUGGGCGUGUUCAGUAAGGCCCUAAAUAACACACCCUCCAGACUGCUUACAAGGGGGGCUUCUACAAUGUAAAAAUGAACAUUAUUAACAUAUUGUUUGAAUGAAUUUAAAUCUAUAAUUAUUUAAAUAUUGGUUUGAAUCAAUAAUCAUAAAUUAGAAUUAUUCUUGAUUAAGAAAAAAAGGGAAGGCACCAGAUUUUAAAGAACACAAAGUCCUACUUAGCUAGUAUUGUACAGUAUAUUUAAAUAACCCUGCAGGGAAUUUAGGAAGUAAAAGUGUCAGUUGUUUGGCACAGUCAUAGAUGGCAACUGUGAGAUAUUAAAUGAAAACAGCAGGGAAGAUUAAAGAUUAAAAUAAGAUCAAAAACAUUUGACCCUUGUGACAACAGUGAAGUAUUUUUUAAUUCUGUAGGGAGACAUAAACUAAGCCACUUUCUGCUCCCACUUUAUACCAGUUUAUACCUCUCACUUCUGUUGGGAGGUAUAAAGUUUUAUCAACAGUUAAGCCACCAGUCUGUCAGCUUACUGCACAGUGUGCUGCAAUACAGUUUUCACACAUUUUCGAUCCACCGAUAUGUCAGUUUUAUUGUGCUGUUCGAAAAAUAGACAUACUGCAUGUAGACACUGAUUUAUAUGUGUUCUUUAUCCAAUCUGUUCGCAAAUAAGGGUGGCAUCGUUUUUUAUUUAGUGGGAUGAUCCACUGUUACAUCAGGAAAGACUUCAAGUUAGAUAUAUAGCAGAAAAAAAUAUCCAUUAUGGAUUAGAGUUUGUAAUGCAGCAGGAAACAGCAUAACAUUACAAACCAGCACUGCCUGUUAAAGUCCUGGCCGCACUAGAAGGUUUGUCCAUAAUGGCUUGUUAAACAGCUUGGCUUUUCUUCAUGUACUGAAGGCCCGCAGCUCAGUGGCUGUGUAUCUUGAAAAUGAAAUGCCUUGCUUAUUACUAGGUUGGUUUUUUUUGUAGUUACAGCUAUGCUUCUGUGUUGCAUCUGAGAGUAAAUGUGUUAACACCAGGACUUUUUAAAUAAUAGUAGAAAGAAGAUUGGAGGUAAGUAGAAUAAUAUUGAAAAGGUCAACUUACAUUGACAAUAGUAGUCAGCAUAGCAAAUCAACAUCUUAUACAGUAAAUAUACAAGCUGUGCUGCAAGGAUUUGAUGAUGAGAUAUGGUUUAAAAAAAACUGAAGCUUGUAUCUUGGACAGUAGAAUUGUUCUAACCAAGUACAGAUUUUUUUUACAGUACAGGUUUGUUUAUAAUGAUGAAACAAAAGAUACAUGUUAAGAAAAACAAUGCAAAAACAAGCUUUUAAAGUGGUAGGAUUACAGUAAUUGUAAUAAAUAUAUGUACAACACAUGUGGACACAGUGUAUUAAAAAGCAGCAAAACAUGGCCGUUACCAGCUUAUUGUGCUUCUAAGUUACAGUUACAGUGUGAAUACUUGUAUAACAUAAAGGAAUUAAUAAAACAGGAACCGUCUUAAUAAUCACUCCUUCAGUUUCACAUCCAGUACAUAAGCAAAUUCUCUAUAGUGUAAAAAAUGU
Molecule: messenger RNA, 6603 nt
Organism: Pelmatolapia mariae (spotted tilapia)
Lineage: Eukaryota; Metazoa; Chordata; Actinopteri; Cichliformes; Cichlidae
Product: doublecortin domain-containing protein 2-like
Exons: 9
Coding region: 413-2080 (555 amino acids)
Biological process (GO): intracellular signal transduction; dendrite morphogenesis; neuron migration
Cellular component (GO): microtubule organizing center; microtubule; kinocilium
Source: RefSeq, a predicted model, not a curated record